AAUAACGUUUAUUUGCACCCGCAAAAAGAGCCCCAAGGAGGCAAGAGUCUUCCUGUCUCCUCGGCUUACUCCUCCCCUUUCAGCUGGCUGAUGCUCCUUGGAGCUCAGCGGUGUCCAGGGCCAUGCGGAUGACUUCUCUUUGGUCAGCUUCCUUUGAGCUGGUCAUUAAAGUCUCCCAGGAUUGUCUAUCCCUACCUGGCUUAUUGUAUCUAGGACAUGUCCAUAGUAUGUGGAUCAUGUCCGCCUUUGCCCCGCAGUGUUUGCAACUCAUGGCCUCAAUGCUAUCGUGCCAUCUCUUCAGAAUGUAAGGGUUGCAGAUCACCCCCGCUUGGAGUUGCCUCCAUGUUAUCUCUUCCUGCUUACUUAGUUUCUUAUGCGCCUCUGGCAGUGUUUUCCUUCCCAUUCUAUAAUAAUCGAGAAUUUCGCUGUAAGUGUUUAUACCUUCCUCUUUUUGUAGGGGCUCCCUGGCUGUAGAGGCUGCAUUGGUGGACCGGUAAAUAAGCUCUCGGGCCAAUGCAUGCGCUUUCUCAUUGCCGGGCAAGCCUUCGUGGGCAGGAGUCCAUAUAAGGUUCACUAAUUCUUCUGGAUCCUGUCACUAACGUUUUUUCAAGCCCAGCCAAUGAUCAUGGGAUCCAUCGUGGGAAACAAGGGACUAUUAAAUACUGGUGAUGAAAAAGACUGAUCAUCAGAAAACGAACAUUGAAAUACGUUAUGCAGAGCAACGCAGCACAUAUCCUAUGGUUAUCCUGCCGUGACGUAGAAGCGACUGACGAAAGCGGGGAACGAUCUGCAAUCUGGCUGAACAAACGGGAACGUGAGUGGUCAGCAGCAGAGCGUCGUGCAACGUCAUUGGAGUCUCAGGUUGUGGAGCUGCAAGGGCGCCUGAACCACGCAUUGUCACAACUUAAGGACGCUGAGAACGAGCGGGAUGCCCUGGCAAAAGAACUGGAGAGAGUCAAGAAAGAACUGCAAGAUCAGAUCCUGCGUAACACAGAACUCAGCAACCGAGCCAGAACACUGAAUGAGCAGCUGGACUUCCAGAGGUCCCUUUAUGAAAAGCAUCUAAGUGAGAGCCCCAUAGGGGAGAACACGCAACUCGAAUCUAACUGCAGUGUCCACGGCAUCGACGUCUGA
Dermacentor albipictus is the source of this 1134-nucleotide messenger RNA. NCBI's taxonomy places the organism in Eukaryota, Metazoa, Arthropoda, Arachnida, Ixodida, Ixodidae. The record is from RefSeq and is a predicted model, not a curated record.